AUGUACGGCCCUAGAGUCUAUCAUACAGGCAAUGUGCUGUAUGGCUCAACCCAGCCUUCUGUCUACACUGAGAUCAACUCUCUGGCUGAUGCUAGAGAUGCGCUUUUGCGGAUCAAAGAGGAAGGCGUCGAUUCGUCCUUUACUGUCAAAAGCUACCAGCUCGUUCCUAGAUCGGCCAGGCAGAGGCUUCUGCUUGAAGCCGCUAAGCUAGGCAUGCUCGUCGUACCGGAAGGAGGGUGGUCAUUCGACUGGGGUCUGACCUACUUCAUCGAUGGUUACACAUCUCAGGAGCACUCUCUUCCUGUACCCGAGCUGUACGACGAUGUCCUAUCACUUGUUGAGGCCAGCGGCAGCUCAUAUACUCCACUGGCAGUCAUGAACUACGGGGGUCUCUUCGGCCAACAUUGGAUACACCAGAACGAGGAUAUACCUAACGACGCCAAGCUGAGGAAGUACCUCCUACCUGUUCUUCAACACGACUCGGUCAACCGCGAAACUUGCGAGGCGAGGCGUGAGGACUAA
Messenger RNA from Colletotrichum chrysophilum, 522 nucleotides. RefSeq lists its product as uncharacterized. NCBI's taxonomy places the organism in Eukaryota, Fungi, Ascomycota, Sordariomycetes, Glomerellales, Glomerellaceae. The record is from RefSeq and is a predicted model, not a curated record. The transcript has 2 exons. The coding region runs from base 1 to 522 and encodes 173 amino acids.